UGUCAAAUAUGUUGUUCUGCAAGUCAGAGCAAUUAUUAAUAACAACAACACAAACACUAAUAAUAACACAAUUAAUGAAACACCCCCAGUCCCUCGACCCAUACAACCCCCCCUCCCCCCCUUUUUGACCUCCUGACGGGAAAGGAGGGGGUGUCACUCUUGCAUGAUGGGGCAUGCAGGGCGAGAGAUUUUCCUCAUAUCGGUCUAUAUAAUGGGGCGUCCAAGAUAUUAUUGCUUAUUGUGUGUCUACAUGUAUUGCUGCUGCCGUGCUGAAUAAACAUCAAGCCAUCUUGAGCUGAAAGAUAUUCUGUCUCCAAAGACUUGAUCUAAAUCCUUCUGAACAAAACUCCUACACGUUCGAUCUACUGAGAAACCAGAUACACCAAUAACUACCACAGCCAGCCUGACUGAGUGACCAUCACAAGGCCCUCUGGAGAAAUAAACAUGAGUGUCUGCAGUGACAAGGUUGCUGGUAUUCUCAUGCUUUGCUUCUUUGGCCUGUGUUCAGCCAGUAAAGUGGGUCUGGGUGGCAAGGUCCUGGUCUUCCCUUCCGAGACAGACUUCAGCUUUGUGACCCUGAUCACCCAGAAGAAGAUGGAGCUGCGCUCGUUCACGCUGUGCAUGCGCGUUGCCACGGAGCUGCAGGGCGAGCGCAAGAUCAUCCUCUUCGCCUACCGCACCUCAGCCUACGACGAGCUCAACGUGUGGCGGAUAUCCUUUUGCAUGAGCGAGGGCGGCGUCCUCUUCCACCUGCCACCCCUCUCCACCUUCCGCACCAGCCUCUGCGUCACCUGGGAGUCCAGCUCUGGGCUGUCGGCCUUCUGGGUGGACGGCCGGCGCAGCACCUACCAGGUGUACAAGCCCGGCCACACAGUGAGGCCCAAGGGCACCGUCCUCCUUGGGCAGGACCCAGACAAGCACCUGGGGAACUUCGAAGCUGCGCAGAGCUUCGUGGGGGAGGUGAUCGAUGUCAACAUGUGGGACUACGUGCGCCACAGGAGCCAGGUCCAAGCCUGGCACCACGGCCACCUUGUCCCCAAGGGCAACAUCUUUGACUGGGCCACCAUAGAGUACCAGCUGAAUGAGAAAGUGAUGGUGGUGGAUGAUGUCUGACCUGGGGGCAGGGGUGGGGGGGGAGAAAGGUGUAGUGUUUGAUUCCGCUAUGUCCUUGGGGCAUUACUCUAAACAAGUAGUUAGAAACUGUUUUUUCCAACUGAGGAAUAUUUCCUAAUUAAGAAAAGUAGUGUCCAAGGGUGAACUGGAGAUGAUUAUUCAUGC
This is a messenger RNA of Hypomesus transpacificus, 1278 nucleotides long. Its product is annotated as pentraxin fusion protein-like. Lineage: Eukaryota; Metazoa; Chordata; Actinopteri; Osmeriformes; Osmeridae. The record is from RefSeq and is a predicted model, not a curated record.